Messenger RNA from Grammomys surdaster, 3400 nucleotides. It is a transcript of the gene Coro1c, whose product is annotated as coronin 1C. The record is from RefSeq and is a predicted model, not a curated record. Gene Ontology annotation, molecular function: actin filament binding. Gene Ontology annotation, biological process: actin filament organization; neural crest cell migration. Bases 113 to 1537 code for a protein of 474 amino acids. NCBI's taxonomy places the organism in Eukaryota, Metazoa, Chordata, Mammalia, Rodentia, Muridae. The transcript is spliced from 11 exons.
CCCUCCCCCGCGCGGCGCUCAGUGCCAGGCGGGAGGCGGCAGCAGUUGGAGGCUUCGCGGGGCUUUGCAGCUCGGACUUCGGCGGCGCCUCAGGCACCCGGGCCCUGACACGAUGCGGCGAGUGGUGCGGCAGAGCAAGUUCCGGCAUGUCUUUGGACAGGCGGUGAAGAAUGACCAGUGCUAUGAUGACAUCCGCGUCUCCCGAGUCACCUGGGACAGUUCCUUUUGUGCAGUCAACCCCAGAUUCGUGGCCAUCAUCAUAGAAGCGAGCGGGGGAGGGGCCUUUUUGGUGCUCCCUCUUCACAAGACGGGGCGAAUUGAUAAAUCCUACCCUACGGUGUGUGGCCACACAGGACCAGUGCUGGACAUAGACUGGUGUCCACAUAACGAUCAGGUCAUUGCCAGCGGAUCAGAGGACUGCACUGUUAUGGUUUGGCAGAUCCCAGAAAAUGGACUGACCCUUUCCCUGACUGAACCUGUGGUGAUUUUAGAAGGCCACUCAAAAAGAGUUGGCAUCGUGGCAUGGCACCCGACGGCCCGCAAUGUGCUUCUCAGUGCAGGCUGUGACAAUGCCAUUAUCAUCUGGAACGUGGGAACAGGUGAAGCCCUCAUCAACCUGGAUGAUAUGCAUUCAGACAUGAUUUACAAUGUCAGCUGGAGCCGCAAUGGCAGUCUCAUCUGCACAGCUUCCAAAGACAAGAAAGUGAGGGUCAUCGAUCCCAGGAAGCAGGAGAUCGUGGCGGAGAAGGAGAAAGCACACGAAGGAGCCCGGCCUAUGCGCGCCAUCUUCCUGGCUGACGGCAAUGUCUUCACUACUGGCUUUAGCCGCAUGAGCGAGCGGCAGUUGGCACUCUGGAACCCAAAAAAUAUGCAGGAGCCAAUCGCUCUCCAUGAAAUGGACACUAGCAAUGGGGUGCUGCUCCCCUUCUAUGACCCGGACACCAGCAUCAUCUACCUGUGUGGGAAGGGUGACAGCAGUAUCCGCUACUUUGAAAUCACGGACGAAUCCCCGUAUGUGCACUACCUCAACACAUUCAGCAGCAAGGAGCCUCAGCGAGGGAUGGGCUACAUGCCCAAGCGGGGACUCGACGUCAACAAGUGUGAGAUUGCCAGGUUCUUCAAGCUUCAUGAGAGAAAGUGUGAACCUAUUAUCAUGACCGUCCCCAGGAAGUCUGACCUCUUCCAAGACGACCUGUACCCCGACACGGCGGGGCCGGAUGCUGCACUUGAGGCCGAGGAGUGGUUUGAGGGGAAGGACGCAGACCCCGUCCUCAUCUCCCUCAAGCACGGCUACAUUCCAGGCAAGAACAGGGACCUCAAGGUGGUCAGGAAGAACAUUCUGGACAGCAAGCCGGCUGCAAACAAGAAGACGGAUCUCAUCUGUGCCCCGAAGAAGACCACAGACACUGCCAGUGGGCAAAACGAAGCCAAGUUGGAUGAGAUCCUGAAAGAGAUCAAAUCCAUAAAGGACACGAUGUGCAGUCAAGAGGAACGCAUUUCAAAGUUGGAGCAGCAGCUGGCGAAGAUGGCUGCCUGAGGCCCGCCCCCUCCACAGACGGCGCUGCUCCAGCGCGCUCCACAGGGCAGAGAGGGAGACACUGCCGUUUGGAGACAUUCCAUUCAGAUCUGUCAGCCAGCGAUAGGCCACAUUCCAGUAAGAACUCAGUUCCUCUCCCAAAUUCACGAAAACGUGAGAGCUGAGCUUUUUAUGGGGAGCUUCCGUGUUCGACAGGUCUGGCGACCUGUUGAGCUGUACUACAUUUGAGAUGCCAGAUACUCUGAAUUUUAGCAAACAAGCCCCCCCGACCCAGUGUCCUCCACACACACCUUCUGACGGCCGGCCGAUGCCACCUCUGCUCUGUCUCUUCCUUUUUAACGUUGCCAAAAGCGAAAGUAGCUUUUUUUUUUCUUUGUAUUUUGCUACUUUGCAGUAUUCGUGUGGUUUUUUUUUCCUCAAUUUGAAAGGGACAGCACUGUGUAUGUUUAUAAACUAAAUGAAGAUGAGAUGAUUAUUUUAUAUAAACACUCACGAGAACAAUCAGCACAGCCGCGCAGGGCUGGCUGGCUCACAGCACAAACCUGGGCGUCUAACGACGGUCCAGCAGGAAGACUUGAGAAAUCAUGUGGACCCACACACUGCCCCCGUCCCCUUGAGUCUUGGAUCAAAAGCUCUUGUCCCGUCUCUCCUUGCUCUCUCCUUCCUAGAAGUCAGGUGGUCGCACAGAUGGAAGUCAGCUCCUUGGUCCUGUCUUCAGUGAUUAUAAUCUAACCCAAACUAGCUCCUGUUUCUGGAGUUUUGUUCUCACAGAUGGUCGCGCCCUGCCCUUCCAGCAGUGUGCUUCACUCCCAGGCUGUUUUGGACAAGGGCAGCCAAGGCGAGCGGAUGCCUGUGUGUCGAGAGUCCUUGUCCACUGAGGCGGCUCCAGUAGCUAGCCCUUGAGUGUAGUGUGGGGCUUGAACCCAGGCGCUGUGCGCACAGCCUCUGCCCCAGGCCCUCUGUUUCCCUCCCUCCUGUCUUCCCUCCUUACUUUGCUGCCUCCUGUCUCAGGCGCCCAGCCAGUCCCUGAGGGCUCUUGAAUGUCGUGGCUGAGGGAAAGGUCCAGAACAAAGUAGAGAGGGAAGUUCAGAGACAGACCCUCUGUGCCACCACCCAGAUCAGGCUGCUGCUCGCCAGCUCUGACCGAGGCUGUGGAGCACGGCAACUCCCGGUUCCCAGGGCAGCAGCUGGAGCCUAGCCCUGCCCUACCCUCACGGCCUCCGGGUACACGUCUGGAAAGCGGCCGACCGGGACAGCGUCAGAGGGAUCAUGGACGGCAAGCCAAGGCAUGUGUCCGCACGGGUGCAGGCACAGUGCUGGCUGCCAGCAGAUGUACAGGUUAUCAGGACAGGAGCAUAGUGUGGCAGCAGCUGCUGAGAGUGUGUGGGCUGACUGGGUACUGUUGUAAGAGAAGGUUCUCUCAGCCACCUAGACGGGGGGUUGCUGGCACCGCAGCAGCCUCGGGGCACCUGAGCCCCGUGUCUGUCUGGUGUUUUAAUGUUGACUAAUGACUAAUGGAGAGGAACCGGCUGGAGUGACACACUGGCGUUGUCUGUACAUGUGAUGUGCUGAGGACCUGUUUCAAGAUUCACAGAUGUUCUGGGGUCAGUUGAAUUCAUUAAGUAAACAGUUGUGGAGGCCGGCGAUGAAGCUGGGGGAUGGGGUUCAGAGAGGAAGGAGUGGUUGGAGUGUGUGCCAGGCUGAGUAGGCACCGACACGCUGUGGUGGGCUGUUUCCCUGUUUUGUCUUAAAGCUGUGGCACCGGAGGACAGCGAACUGCUCCUACACCCACUCUUAUAGAGUGGCCAUAGUGUUCUGUCAAAACACUCGCUUCCGUUUUCAGAGAUAAAGACAUUGAUUACA